Erythranthe guttata (spotted monkey flower) is the source of this 643-nucleotide messenger RNA. RefSeq lists its product as uncharacterized. The record is from RefSeq and is a predicted model, not a curated record. Lineage: Eukaryota; Viridiplantae; Streptophyta; Magnoliopsida; Lamiales; Phrymaceae.
UUUUAUUCUCUUAACCCUUUUUCUUCCUACCGCAAACACCAUUCUCUCUCGCUCUCCAUUUUCACUGCUCUAACCUUCAAUUUCCCCAAAUACGACGUCGUGACAAAUCAAUGGCUUCUUCACUGGCUGCCAUGACCGCUCGCAGAGCCGCUAAUUUCGCUCGCCUCUCACCGUCCAUCUCAUCGGCCGUUCGACCGUCUUCUCUAAUUUCCCGCCGCGGUCUCGCCGGCGCCGCUGAUCACCAUGGGCCGCCGAAGGUUAAUUGCUGGUCGAAACCAUCGGAUCCAGCCAACUGGAAGGAAGAGCAUUUUGUCAUUGUCUCUUUAACUGGAUGGGGUGUGCUUAUCUUCGGAGGGUACAAGUUGUUCGCAGGAGGAAAGAAGGAAGAGAAAUUAGUGGAAGCAGCACAAUAGGCUGGAGAUCCAUUAAACUAGUUUAUUCUUCUAAUAAUAUGUGCUUCAACUCGAUUGUUUGUAUGGAGAAAGUUUAUCUCCGGUGAUCUUUGUUAUCUUUUUUUACUGAGGAAGAACGACGAUGUUUUUUUUCUUAUUGUCCUGGCGACUCUCGUUUUACUACACCUUCCUGUUUGUUUUAUCUUUUCAUAAUAAUGGAAAAAAAGAACAUGUGCCAUUUUGAGCUGUCA